AUGUGGAUUCUCUCUCUCGUCGGGUAUUUAGGGGUGAUUGUUGGGUUCGCUUUUCUCACUCUAGCCAUCGCUUCGGGACUUUACUAUCUGUCUGAGUUAGUUGAGGAGCAUACUGUGCUAGCACGGAAGCUCUUAAAUCGCCUCAUUUACAGCAUUAUCGCCAUCCAGGUCCUCCUAAUUAUCUUUGACCGAUUCCCCAUCUGGCUCUCCCUACUCAGCAUCCUCUCCCACCUGGUUUACGCGAGCAAUCUGCGCCGCUUCCCCAUUGUCAAAUUAUCCGACCCACUCUUCAUCCUCUCAUGCAUUCUGGUGCUGUUGAACCAUUGGUUAUGGUUUCGUCACUUUUCGAUGCCUCCCUCUCCAUCCCGCCGAGCCGAUAACAACUGGCGUCAGCCGUACCAGGUGAAUUAUGACGAAAUGCCUUCAUUCUCUGAGGUCGCCUCUUAUUUUGGAUUAUGUGUGUGGCUGGUCCCCUUUGCCCUGUUUGUCAGUCUGAGUGCUGGUGAGAAUGUGCUGCCAAGUAUGGGAUCCGAGUAUGCCACUGGAGACCGUGCCGCCAGUGGGUUGGGCCACAGCCGGGCCACCUCGGACGGCAAGUCUAAGAACAAAGGAAUGGCCAAGGCUCUGGUGGACAGUGUGCGAGAUUGGGCCCGGGAAAAUGGCGAACUCAUGGGCUUAUGGCGGGGCGAGCGAACUGGACGCUUUUGA
Penicillium pulvis is the source of this 708-nucleotide messenger RNA. RefSeq lists its product as uncharacterized. Gene Ontology annotation, cellular component: Golgi membrane; COPII-coated ER to Golgi transport vesicle; endoplasmic reticulum membrane. The transcript has 2 exons. Gene Ontology annotation, molecular function: COPII receptor activity. NCBI's taxonomy places the organism in Eukaryota, Fungi, Ascomycota, Eurotiomycetes, Eurotiales, Aspergillaceae. Bases 1 to 708 code for a protein of 235 amino acids. Gene Ontology annotation, biological process: endoplasmic reticulum to Golgi vesicle-mediated transport. The record is from RefSeq and is a predicted model, not a curated record.